This is a messenger RNA of Cavia porcellus (domestic guinea pig), 6584 nucleotides long. RefSeq names its product neuralized E3 ubiquitin protein ligase 1B (gene Neurl1b). Gene Ontology annotation, cellular component: early endosome. The coding region runs from base 406 to 2076 and encodes 556 amino acids. The record is from RefSeq and is a predicted model, not a curated record. Lineage: Eukaryota; Metazoa; Chordata; Mammalia; Rodentia; Caviidae. Gene Ontology annotation, biological process: ubiquitin-dependent endocytosis. The transcript is spliced from 5 exons. Gene Ontology annotation, molecular function: ubiquitin protein ligase activity.
CUGGCACGGAAGGUAUCCAGCUGCCUCGCGCGCCUUCCAGGCCCGGGCGCGGGAGCUGAAGGGCGGGAGGCCGGGCCGAACCUCUCCCGCCGCCGGGUGCAAACUUUCAAAAGAUGCGGCGGCCGCUGCGGCCCCGCCUCUGCACGGUUGGAGGCGGUGGAGGCGGGGGCGGAGCCGGCGGGCCCGGGCCGAUGGCUCCGCCUCCUCCUCCGGCAGCCGCCGCCGCCGCCGCCGCCGCCGCCGCCGCCGCCUCCCUCCCGGAGCCCGCCCAGCUGCCGCCCGCCGGCUCGCCCGUGCAGCGGCAAUGCCCGGGAGCCCGGCCCCGACCCCGGUCCCCGGCUUGCCGCGGAAUUAGCCUCCGCGCGCUGCGAGCGCGCCGCCGCCGACCUCGCACCCGAAGCGAAGAUGGGCAACACGGUGCACAGGACCUUGCCAGACUCGAGUCCCCCGGCACGCCUGCUGGCCACCCGGCCUUGCUGUGGCCCUGGCCCGGAGCGGCGCCCAGUCCUGGGUGAGGCACCGCGCUUCCACGCACAGGCCAAGGGCAAGAACGUGCGACUGGACGGCCACUCACGCCGGGCCACUCGACGCAACAGCUUCUGCAACGGUGUCACCUUCACACAGCGCCCCAUCCGCCUGUACGAGCAGGUGCGGCUGCGCCUGGUGGCCGUGCGCCCGGGCUGGAGCGGCGCGCUGCGCUUUGGCUUCACAGCGCAUGACCCGUCGCUCAUGAGCGCGCAGGACAUCCCCAAGUAUGCCUGUCCCGACCUGGUCACGCGGCCCGGCUACUGGGCCAAGGCACUGCCUGAGAACCUGGCCCUGCGCGACACGGUGCUGGCCUACUGGGCUGACCGCCACGGCCGCGUCUUCUACAGCGUCAAUGACGGCGAUCCCGUGCUCUUCCACUGCGGAGUGGCCGUGGGCGGCCCGCUCUGGGCACUCAUCGACGUCUACGGCAUCACCGACGAGGUGCAGCUCCUCGAGAGCGCCUUCGCCGACACGCUGCCCCCCGCGCGCCUCAGCCAGGCCCGCUUCAGCGCCUGCCUGCCGCCCAGCAGCCACGACGCGGCCAACUUCGACAACAACGAGCUCGAGAACAACCAAGUGGUGGCCAAGCUGGGCCACCUGGGGCUGGGCCGCACGCCGGGCCCGCCACCGGCCGACGCCGCGGCUGCCGCCGCCAUCCCGUGCGGGCCCCGCGAGCGCCCGCGGCCCGCGUCGUCGCCGGCGCUGCUCGAGGCCGACCUGCGCUUCCACGCGACGCGCGGGCCCGACGUGAGCCUGUCUGCCGACCGCAAAGUGGCCUGCGCGCCGCGGCCCGAGGGCGGCCGCACGCUCGUCUUCUCCGAGCGCCCGCUGCGGCCCGGCGAGAGCCUCUUCGUGGAGGUCGGCCGUCCGGGGCUGGCGGCGCCCGGCGCGCUGGCCUUCGGCAUCACGUCGUGCGACCCGGGCGCACUGCGGCCCGCCGAGCUGCCGGCCGACCCGGACGCGCUGCUGGACCGCAAGGAGUACUGGGUGGUGGCGCGCGCCGGACCCGUGCCCAGCGGCGGCGACGCGCUCAGCUUCACUCUGCGGCCCGGCGGCGACGUGCUGCUGGGCGUCAACGGGCGCCCGCGCGGCCGCCUGCUGUGCGUCGACACCACGCAGGCGCUCUGGGCCUUCUUCGCUGUGCGUGGCGGCGCCGCCGGCCAGCUGCGCCUCCUCGGUACCCUGCAGUCCAGUCCUGCAACUACGACUCCAUCAGGGUCCUUCAGUGGCUCUCAGGAUGACAGCGAUUCGGAUAUGACCUUCAGUGUCAACCAGUCCUCCUCAGCAUCAGAAUCAUCCUUGGUGACGGCCCCCAGCUCUCCGCUGAGUCCCCCGGUGUCCCCAGCAUUCUCCUCACCAGAGCCGGCGGGCAGCAAGAAUGGUGAGUGCACAGUGUGCUUUGACAGCGAGGUGGACACUGUCAUCUACACGUGCGGACACAUGUGCCUGUGCCACAGCUGCGGCCUGCGGCUCAAGAGGCAGGCACGGGCCUGCUGCCCCAUCUGCCGGCGGCCCAUCAAGGAUGUCAUCAAGAUCUACAGGCCCUAGCCUGGCCCUCCAGGCAGCCUUCGCUGCAGCAAGGUCACCUUUCUGAAGCUCCCACUGGGCUGGGCAGCCACCAUAGCCACCAGGGAGUCCAAGGGCAGCAGCCAUCUUUCAUCUGCCACUCUCCAAUGGUGGGCAAGGUGUGACAGUUGUGGAGAGGAGGCCCUGGGGGGCUGAGCCCAGGCAAGGGUUGCUUCUGGCUCAAAAGUGCUUUGCCCCCGAAAGGCCAUCCCAAGCAAGCUCAGGAACUGCCUGGUAGAUGCCCAUCCCUUGGUGACCUUCCAGCUGGGAACCAGCGCCCUCUGUCUGUGCAAUGCUUCUUUCCGGGGUUGGGUUGAGUGUAUGUGAGGGGGAGGGGUGGGGGGGACCACACAGAGAGAAUGUGAGAUUGAAUGAGAGAGCAGGGAACACAUAGGUAUUGCAUGUAGGGAUCCUGACUCUAGGAAGUUCCUUAACACUAAGGACCGUGCAGUCCGGAGCCCUAAUGUUAGUGCAAGUAGAAACCAUUCAUUUUCUGAGGAUGACAGAAGCUGGUUUUGAAUGUACAUGGCCUGAACCUACACAGCACUCUCUUGGAUGGUCUAGAAAAGAGACACUCAGAUUUUCUAAGGGGAGGCAAAAAUAUCUCAUUGUUUACAGCUCCAAAGCAGCCGCUGGUGGUGCGGGCAGGUGGGUGGAGAACAUCAGUAACACUCACUCUUUUUGGUUCUCAGUCUUGGAGGAGCGUUUUCAUGGGUGCUAAGACUGGGUGCUCUGGGCUGCGGCAUCUUUUCACCCUUUGCGCCCAGGCAGGGGCAUAAGCACACUGCACCUUGGCUCAGUCCCUGAUGCUUUUGGCCUGUGUUGACACCCUCCCCUGCUCCAAGGAGAAGCCUGGAGCACGUGCUCUUGUCCUGGGAAGGAGGCAGGUGACUCACAUGAAACUUGGAAAUGCCAUCCCAGCGUAUGAACAGCUCUCCAUAUUUCCCAUGGUGGUCCCUGUGUGGUGUCCCAGGGCCAGAAGCUACCAGCAGAAGCAGGAGGGGAACAGAUUCUGUCAUGGUCCUUGAUCUGGCUCUCAGCUUGAUAAUUAAUAUUUGCAAACCAAUGAGUGUGUUAAGUAAUCUUAGAGACAUUAACUGAAAGUGCUGACAUGGGUUCUUGUCCUCCCGAAACCUGCUUGCUUGUACUUCCUGGGACCCUGGCACUGUCCGCCCCCCGGCCCUCACCUAGCACACCUCUGUAGGCCCCACUCUGCAAGAUCUGGGGCGAAGGGCUGACCCAGGCCUGCUUCUUUCCUGACUCCAGUCUGAGCUCCUUUGUUCUCCUGUUCUAAGUUAUUCCUUCGGGGUGGUUCCUUGGCCUCUCUCCUCUUUUGGGUUCCUAAUUAGGAGUUGGGUACCUGACUUCUCCAUCAGCUCCUAGGAAGAGGGGCCAGUGUCCUAAGAAGUGUGGGGUAGGUUAGCAAAGAGCAGUUAGCAUUUGUCUUACAGCUCUGAUCUCUUUAUCUCUGGCUGAGAGAAGGGGAGGGGAAAUGUUCAGGGAAGUUUAGCAUUGCUUAAUAAUCCCUUGCUGGGAGCCAGGCUGAGCUGGGCCCUCCUGAGAGCCAGUCCCACAAGACCAGCCCAUGACCCCGGAUGCCAGAGGUCCCCGGCCAAGCACACUUUCUCUGCUAGAGCUGGUUCUGAGUUUCUGACCUGAUCUUGACCUCAGAAAUGCCGCUCUCUUGCCCAGCGAGAACCCUUGAUCUCUGCCUUUCCCUAGUGAAUCUGGGAGACGUGGCUACAUUGGGACUUUGCAGCACAAUCUUUCAGGACCUACUGGAACCUCAGUGUUUGCAUGGUAAGAGUUUAGGAAUCAGGCUGGCCUGAGUGCCCAGCUGAAUUUGCUCAGCAGAACUCCUCCACUUCCUGGGGCCGGGUGGUGUGGGCAGGGCCAUGCACAGGCUCUGUAUGGGACGAUCUCACCAGAGAGCUGGCUCUCUAGCCAUCUGUCCCUUAACUAGAUUGAGACAGUCACAAAUUCCAACAGGACCAGUGGCCUGGGAGAGCCAGCUGCCUUCUUCCUGUCUCUUGGCCUUCCCAGUGGACCCCUUGGUUCCAGCAGAGGUCACGUAGACCCACCACCAGGAAACCAGCUGCUGGGGCUGGACCCAGGGUGGACCAGGCAUGCUUCUGGUGCCCUGUUACCUGGGGGAAAAAAAGGAGCCAGUGGCCUACUCAACCUGCUCUGCAGCCACCACAAAUAGUCUCCCUGGGGCCCAGAGCUGAGGGCGGGGUGGGGGGAUGUUUUAAGCCAGGCACUUCCUGAUCCUUUAGGAAAUGGGCACAUCUCCUACUAUGCUUCAUCUGGAGAAGGGGGUGGGAGAAGGCAGAAAGGGAACCAGGAUAUCUUAUUCACACCUACUGUGUGCCUUGGCACUGAGCUAGAGAGGUGCAUUCAGGCAUGAGUCCCAGGAAGCGGGUCUUAGUGCCCUAUUAAGCCACAUCUAAGACGCCUCUGAUUAUAAAGCACCACAUCAUGUACCGCUGAGAAGCCACUGCCAGUCUUUAAGAUGCCACAACUGUGUAAUUCCUUCCAAUUGGAAGUGUUCAAGUGUAAAAAACUAUAAUUCUUAGAAUCCAGCAAUUAAUAUAUUCUCCCCAUUUGGCAGGUGAGAGAAUUGAGGUGCUGUAAGUAAAGUGACUUAAGGAUCACAUGUCAGGAAGUGACAGGACUGGGAUUCAAGCCUAGGAAUGCCUGGUACCAAUCCCAGUCUCCCCACUGCCUGCCCCUAAGCCCCCAGAAAGCUCUGGGCUGUCUGGGUUUUCUUCCUUGAAACUUGUGGCCAGAGCAUGGGCACCUGCACCUGUGGAGGUUGCCAGGCUGCAGCCCUUCUGCUGCCCACACCCUGCAAGGACAAGUGUCCUCCUUUACCAGUCACACACUGCCACAUUCUCCCAGCCAGGCUGAGCCUGGAAGAGCAUGGCUCCAGCCCAAGGCCUUCUGCUACACAGAGGUGCCCACACAGGCAACUUUGGGAAUGGACCACAACCACGUGCAGGGUCUCCAGCCCCUGUGGGUCACUGCCCAUUAUGUCCCCUUCUGGGCAGCAGUGGCAGCCAUGGCUCCCUGAGUGGGAUGGGGAAGACCAGGAGAUGCCACAUUUGUCAUGGUCUUAUCCCCAUCCACGUGGAGCCUCUGGGAAAGCUGGGCUGCUUCCAAGGCAAAGCAAGCCCGCUUUUCUAGUGCGUUCCCAGAACAAGGAGUCUUGGGAUUUAGCCACUCUGGGGCAGCUGCUUCUUGACCUGCAUCCCUAUUUCUUCAGUCAUUUGAACUGAUGAGCACAGGGUAUGUUCUGGCCACAGGGUUGAGAACCAGUAUCAAAGACAAAGCCCGUAAGGAGCUCGUGGUCUGGAGGAGAUGAUCAGAUUGCAAUAAAAACCUGAGUAUCAGUGUUCAGUGGGAUAACAAUACCAGAUACACAGAGUCAUUCAACAGACAUUUUCUGAGUGUCUCCUUGGAGUAAGGUGCAGGGGAUCAAGCAGAUAGGAGCAUCCCCCAGUUCCGAGGCUGUAGGUGUAACAUUGGCAGGGUACUGAGAUGUCAGGGACAGAAUGCUUUAGGCUUUCCUGGCUAUUCUGUUGUCUCCUGUCCAUCUAGGUAAGUGCCCAUUGACUGCCCUCGUGGCUAAGAGUCCACAGCAUGCUUUACACAGCCUCUUCUGCUUUUGAAAUGGGGGGGCCCUGGGAUCAUGGGCUGCUGCCAGACAGCUUGGAGCAAGGCCCAUAAAGGCCCACAAGCUCAUGAUCGCCUGCCAGGGAGGCACUGAGGAAAUGCUCCCUGCUACUUCCGGGCUCUGGGACUCCCCUCAAGGCUCAAGGGGACCCCAGGGGAGUCCAUUCUAGCGGAGAAUGUGCUUGUGCAAAGACUUGGUGAAUGAGAGGCAAUAAUGUCCCACUGCUGGACCCCAUCAAUGCCCCAGUCUGGCAGGGGACACCAGCUCAGGGACACGUGACCUCCUGGCAUUUCUUGGUAUUUCAUUGUCUCGUUGUCUUAUCCAAGUCCCGAAUGAAAUGAUUUGUACAACAAUCUGUCUGUGCCUUAUUAAAGUGUCUGUGCACUUUUUAUCCUUUUUCAAAGUAACUUUUUAAAAGUGAACGGGGAAUGAGCAGACGUGGAAGGGUUGCGGACACCCGUGGUUAAUCACCAAAACCCUCUUGCAUUAUUUUGGAUGUUGGAUGCUUGGGCCCCACUCCCCACAAACUGUGUACAGACCUUUUUAAACAUGUCUUUUAUUUUUCUGAUUCAAUACUGUGACCUCUCCAAUACAGUCUAAUCUUUGGGGAACUGUAAUAAAGAUUUUAAAACUCGGGGGAGCGGGUUGGGAAGGGUUUACACUGGUCUUUGUGUAUUGUGCUUAUGUAUGUUGUGUGUUCUGGGUUUUUUUUUGUCUGUUUUUAUCUGUUUUAUAUUAACAUAAUUUUCCUGUUUGAAAAACAAAUACAACUUUGGCUUGUAAAAAAAAAUAAUAAAGUUUCUUCAGGACUCAA